Messenger RNA from Macadamia integrifolia, 1418 nucleotides. RefSeq names its product probable LRR receptor-like serine/threonine-protein kinase At1g53440. Gene Ontology annotation, biological process: protein phosphorylation. The record is from RefSeq and is a predicted model, not a curated record. Gene Ontology annotation, molecular function: protein kinase activity; ATP binding. The transcript has 5 exons. The annotation marks the transcript as partial. Lineage: Eukaryota; Viridiplantae; Streptophyta; Magnoliopsida; Proteales; Proteaceae.
UUAAGACAUGCUUCUUCUAACUUGUCACCUUGGACAGAGCUGAGAGAUCUAGACCUACAAACUGGUUCCUUUACCUUAAGGCAAAUCAAAGCUGCCACAAACAGCUUCAAUCCUGCAAAUAAGAUAGGAGAAGGUGGUUUUGGACCUGUUUAUAAGGGCCUAUUAUCUGAUGGAACCAUAAUUGCAGUUAAGCAACUUUCUUCCAAAUCAAAGCAAGGAAAUCGUGAGUUUGUGAAUGAGAUAGGCAUGAUUUCUGCUCUUCAACACCCUCAUCUUGUAAAGCUUUAUGGAUGGUGCCUUGAAGGAAAUCAAUUGUUGCUAGUUUAUGAGUACAUGGAAAAUAACUGCCUUGCUCGUGCUCUGUUUGGUCCAGAAGAAUGUCAACUAAAAUUGGAUUGGCCUACGAGGCGCAAGAUCUGCAUUGGGAUAGCAAGAGGUUUAGCUUACCUCCAUGAAGAAUCUAGAUUGAAGAUUGUUCAUAGAGACAUUAAAGCUACCAAUGUUUUGCUCGAUAAAAAUCUUAACCCCAAGAUAUCCGACUUUGGCUUAGCCAAGCUUGAUGAAGAGGAGAAUACUCACAUCAGCACACGAAUUGUUGGAACUUUAGGAUAUAUGGCACCAGAGUAUGCCAUGAGAGGUUACCUGACUGAUAAAGCAGAUGUUUACAGUUUCGGGGUUGUUGCCUUGGAAAUUGUCAGUGGGAAGAGCAACAGCAGCUUCAGGCCAAAGCAGGAAUGUGUUUAUCUUCUGGACUGGGCCCUCGUUCUGAAAGAAAGAGGAAACUUAAUGGAAUUAGUGGAUCCAAAGUUGGGUUUGGAAUUCAACAAGAAAGAGGUGUUGGGGAUGCUAAAUGUGGCUUUGCUAUGUACUAAUGCAUCUCCAACUCUUAGACCUACCAUGUCAGUUGUGUUGAGCAUGCUCGAAGGCCGAGCUGCUGUUCAGGAGUUUGUUCCAGAUACAAGUUUCGUUGCUGAAGAUACGAGAUUUAAGGCUAUCAGGAGUCAUAUGAGCAUCAGCGAGAGCCUCACCCAGAGUGCAAACAUAGAUGGGCCAUGGACUGGGUAUUCCACAUCUGCUUCUGAUCUUUACCUGCUCAAUCCUGAUCCCCAAUACCGGAAUGACAUAGUAUAGACUACUAUACCCACUCAUUUUAUUUUUCAUGUGGCAUAGAAAUACAGGUUUUGGAAUGCAUAAAUUGGUGAGGCAAGCCUAAUUUGUUAUUCCUCAACCUAAUACCUCAACUGCUCCUACAACCAGCCUUCAUGCUGUUUUGAUGCCAAGCCGGCAUUGGUUAUGUGAUUAAAUCAAGCGUUUGUUUUAGGGAAAGAGCAUAAGGAGUGAACUCAUGAAACUAAGACACUUAUUGUUUUGAGGAUUAACUUGCUCAUUGAAGGCUAAAAAGCCCUUUGAAGAUUCCA